Molecule: messenger RNA, 690 nt
Organism: Cladophialophora psammophila CBS 110553
Lineage: Eukaryota; Fungi; Ascomycota; Eurotiomycetes; Chaetothyriales; Herpotrichiellaceae
Product: ubiquitin C
Exons: 1
Coding region: 1-690 (229 amino acids)
Biological process (GO): protein ubiquitination; modification-dependent protein catabolic process
Cellular component (GO): cytoplasm; nucleus
Molecular function (GO): protein tag activity; ubiquitin protein ligase binding
Source: RefSeq, a predicted model, not a curated record
AUGCAGAUCUUCGUGAAAACUUUGACUGGCAAGACCAUCACUCUUGAGGUCGAGUCCAGCGACACCAUCGACAAUGUCAAGUCCAAGAUCCAGGACAAGGAGGGCAUUCCUCCCGACCAGCAGCGCCUCAUUUUCGCCGGCAAACAGCUCGAGGAUGGCCGGACGCUGAGCGACUACAACAUCCAGAAGGAGUCGACCCUGCACCUCGUCCUCCGUCUCCGUGGCGGCAUGCAGAUUUUCGUCAAAACCUUGACGGGAAAGACGAUCACGCUCGAAGUUGAGUCGUCCGACACAAUCGACAACGUCAAGAGCAAGAUCCAGGACAAGGAAGGCAUUCCGCCGGACCAACAGCGUCUGAUCUUCGCGGGCAAGCAAUUGGAGGAUGGCCGAACUCUCUCCGACUACAACAUCCAGAAGGAAUCGACGCUCCAUCUAGUGCUCAGACUGCGCGGCGGCAUGCAGAUCUUUGUGAAAACUUUGACGGGGAAGACGAUUACGCUGGAGGUAGAGAGCUCGGACACAAUCGACAACGUGAAGAGCAAGAUCCAGGACAAAGAGGGGAUUCCGCCGGACCAGCAGAGAUUGAUCUUUGCGGGCAAGCAGUUGGAAGAUGGCCGGACGCUGUCUGACUACAACAUCCAAAAGGAGAGCACUCUGCACUUGGUCUUGCGGUUGCGGGGCGGCCAGUAG